Clonostachys byssicola is the source of this 552-nucleotide messenger RNA. Lineage: Eukaryota; Fungi; Ascomycota; Sordariomycetes; Hypocreales; Bionectriaceae. The record is from the annotation of a GenBank genome assembly.
AUGGUAGAACUUUGCCUUUGUCUAGUUCUUCUUCUCGUUUUUCCUCGCUUUGGAUUUCGAAAUUUGCAGGAUUGCGUCAAUGUCGCUCUUCGAAGACGAUUCCUAACUAUCACAUGGGGCAGGCUCGCCAUACAUGUCUCUCCUCUCCGGCUGGUGGUCAAAUUCACCAUCGAGGAUACCAUGACCAUCAGUCUAUCCAUGAAUAAAGCAGCUCUUGAACCCCCCCUAACCGACAUCUUCGUGGGGCACAUGGCAUUUGGUCUCAGUGGCGUCGUGGUCAACGUCCCGAACUUCCACCUCUACGACUUCAAACUCGCGGCACCGAUGAAGACGCGGUUCGAAAGAUGUCUUCCGGCUACUCCUGUUCUCGCCACGGUGUCCAGUCUGUAUGCCAUUCUUUGGCAUACGGCCUUGAGAUUCAAUUUCGACGUCGGAGCAAGUAUAAGGGACGGCAUAACUGGGGUCAUACGUACCCACAUAGAGAUUAGGGGUGGUUUUGUUGUCUAUGGGGUCGAUGUUGCUCUUGCACUGAACAUCGGCCUCAGAACCUAG